Molecule: messenger RNA, 1355 nt
Organism: Patiria miniata (bat star)
Lineage: Eukaryota; Metazoa; Echinodermata; Asteroidea; Valvatida; Asterinidae
Product: histone H3, embryonic-like
Exons: 2
Coding region: 33-767 (244 amino acids)
Cellular component (GO): nucleosome
Molecular function (GO): DNA binding; structural constituent of chromatin; protein heterodimerization activity
Source: RefSeq, a predicted model, not a curated record
UUCGAUCGUCAAGCAAAGAAUCUACAAGCAACAUGUCUGGAAGAGGUAAAGGAGGAAAGGGACUCGGAAAGGGAGGCGCCAAGCGUCAUCGCAAGGUUUUGCGUGACAACAUCCAGGGUAUCACCAAGCCCGCAAUCCGCCGUCUGGCCCGCCGUGGUGGUGUCAAGCGUAUCUCUGGUCUGAUCUACGAAGAGACCCGUGGUGUCCUCAAGGUUUUCCUCGAGAACGUCAUCCGUGAUGCCGUCACCUACUGCGAGCACGCCAAGAGAAAGACCGUCACCGCCAUGGAUGUGGUCUACGCUCUGAAACGCCAGGGCCGUACCCUGUACGGAUUCGGCGGUUACAAUACAAUCAAGAUGGCACGUACCAAGCAAACCGCACGCAAAUCUACUGGGGGCAAAGCCCCACGAAAGCAGUUGGCCACCAAGGCUGCCCGCAAGAGCGCCCCAGCCACCGGCGGAGUCAAGAAGCCUCAUCGCUACAGGCCCGGUACCGUGGCUCUCCGUGAGAUCCGUCGCUACCAGAAGAGCACCGAGCUGCUGAUCCGCAAGCUGCCCUUCCAGCGUCUGGUCCGUGAGAUCGCUCAGGACUUCAAGACCGAGCUGCGUUUCCAGAGCUCUGCCGUCAUGGCCCUGCAAGAAGCCAGCGAAGCCUACCUGGUCGGCCUCUUCGAGGACACCAACCUGUGCGCCAUCCACGCCAAGCGUGUGACCAUCAUGCCAAAGGACAUCCAGCUGGCCCGUCGCAUCCGUGGCGAACGUGCUUAAACAGGGACUUGUCCCCAUCAACCAACCGGCUCUUUUCAGAGCCACCACAAAGUCAAAAAAGAGAUAGAAUUCAUGUCUUAUAAAAUAAUAUUGUACUACUGUACAAUGCAGUUUACGUGAACCAGCCGUCGUGCUUCCAUAGUCAAAAAUAAACCAGCCCUCCUUGUGUUUUUGUCUCAGUCCCUCGUCCAUGUCGUCCCUCAACCAUUCAUUGCUUCUUUUUUUAUCAGCGACUCGUUUUCAGAAAUAUUUUAUAAGGGAAAAAAAAAAUACAUUUACUGAUUAAGCCUACUACUAAACUACUAGUGUACAAAAAGUGAUUUGUAACUUGUAAGCCUAGGCCUGACAAAAAUAGUUAGGUGUAGGCCUACAUGUAUUUCUACUCCUCACACUCGGCCUAUUUAAAGUUGAAAUCCUGCCCAUUAAAAACAUUGAUUGCAAACAUUAACAAGGCCAACUAUCACAAGAUUGGGCAGGAACAAUAGGCACACCUCAUGAUGUGAACAAAAUAAUUUUCCUAUCACUAGCAGUUAUGUGAUAGCAGCUCCCGUUGGUAGGCCUAGAAGAAUACGAUUUUUUUUUUUUUUU